This is a messenger RNA of Nilaparvata lugens (brown planthopper), 4276 nucleotides long. Its product is annotated as putative phospholipase B-like lamina ancestor. Gene Ontology annotation, molecular function: glycerophospholipase activity. Gene Ontology annotation, cellular component: extracellular region. The record is from RefSeq and is a predicted model, not a curated record. Lineage: Eukaryota; Metazoa; Arthropoda; Insecta; Hemiptera; Delphacidae. Bases 872 to 2299 code for a protein of 475 amino acids. The transcript is spliced from 10 exons. Gene Ontology annotation, biological process: phospholipid catabolic process.
CAGAAAGAUUAUUUCAAAUAUUUCCAAGUCAAUUUGUCUUUUGAAUAGAAAUAAAACGAGUGGAGGUAGCCUAAUUCUCUGUUGACAAGUUAAGCAUCCUGCAACAAAAACUAUUUCUAAUAUUUCUCAGUUUAUACGAGUGAGUUGAACGUCUGAUUUAUUUUCCAAGAGGAUAUUUUCAAAGAAUUCAAAGUUUAUUUGUUUUUUGAAUAAAUAAUACAACUGAAAGUAGUCUAAUUUUCUGGUGACAAACUGAAAAUCCUUCAACAAAAACUACGUAAUUUGGUGACGUCUUCAUUCAGUGUGCUAUUUCGCCAAUACUUCACGACAUUUGCAAUUACAUUCACAGUUUCCCGAGGUAGUAAAAACAGACUUGACAGUUUGUGCGUUGUGCAGUGCAUUGUUAGGCAAAUUCGAAUUCUAGUUUCGAGUUUUCUUUAGAAUUUCAAAUAAGUUUUCUUUAGAAUUUCAAAGUGUUUCACUACUUCAGUCGUGUGUUUCCUACUGGUGUGUACAUUGCUGCUCUAAAGAUGGAGUGCUAUUGGAUACUUUUCUACGAUUGAAGAGUUUUUCCGACAAAUAUUGGAUUUUUGGAAGACUGCUCUUAGCGUGGAUUGGAUUAUUUGAAUUAGUGGAGUCCGCUGCUAGCGAGUGUUGCGAGUGCUGGUGGUGGGCCGCAAAAGAUCCCAGCCUCACCCUCCUGCGCUGGGGUGACUAAGUCCUAACUUCGCCAAACCAAGUCCCAACUAAGUCAACAGAUGGGCUGAGCCACUUAUUAUACUACUACUGAGACUCCUGCAUAGAGAGACUACAUUCUGCUAACAAAUAUCACAAUUUUUUUGUGCUUAACUGUUCUUAAAGAUUGAGUGCCAUGUUGAAGGUGGUAGGAGCUUCCUGGUCGCAGACAAGAUACAGUUCGCUGUUGAUUGCUUCAGUUGCGUUGAUGGGUAUGAUCACCAUUCUCUUCCUAGAGUUUGUACCCAGAGACGUGUAUGAUGGAAGAUACGCAGCGACUGUGUUUUGGAAUGCACAGACUGGGUUCAGGAUUGAGUUUUGGGGUCAGGGAAAUGACCCUAGAACCAUCAGAAAGGGGGUGGCCAGGGCCUACUACCGCCCUGAAAUGCUCUCUACUGGGUGGGCAGUGCUAGAAAUCGAAACCCAACCGAGUUACCCGGACCACGUGCAGGCGCACGCAGCUGGCUUGCUGGAAGGCAGCCUCAGCUGGCAGCUGAUUUACUGGCAUUGGCAGAACACAGUGGACAGCGCCUGUGAGGGCCGCGAGAAGUUCUGUGAUGAAAUCACCGAUUUCCUCGAGGAUAACCGCGACUUCAUACGUGAGAAAGCACGCUUGUACGACAAUGAAGACCCGUUCUGGCAUCAGGUGAAUUUGUUCUACGAGCAACUUGAUGGUCUAGAGGUUGGUUGGAGGUAUGCUGUCAAAAGGAGUAGACAAGAGGAUGACGUCGACAUUCCUCGCACUGACUUUUUAUGGCUGAACGUAAUGAGCGACAUUCUGGACCUGGAAGCCAAGAAGAACAUGUCGAAAGAGUUGAUAACCAACAACCGCCCUCCGCUCUCUCUUGCACUCUUGAAAUUGAUUCCUGGCGACAUGACUGAUUUCAUCCUUUCUCAUGCUACUGGUGGAUACUACAGUUCCAUGCUACGUGUUCAGAAACAGUACAAAUUCGGUCUACACCAAACUGGCAAACUGGGCUCUGCUUUGGUGCCGGGUCAAGUGAUGACGUUCACCUCCUAUCCUGGGUCGGUGUUCUCUCAGGAUGACUUCUACAAGGUGACUUUGACUACUCACCCCACCAGCAGUAAGAUAGUUGUCAGCGGAACUGUCCUGAAAAACCUCAACCCUGAAUCGUGGGCUCAAGUGGAUGCCAGUGAACAGGUGCUAAUCGGUCCCAGGGUUUUGGCAGCCAACCGUCUAGCUCGCAACCCUGAGCAGUGGGCCGAAUUAAUUUCGAAAAACAGCAGCGGAACCGGAAACAAACAGUGGCUAGUCAUCCAGCCCAAGGUCACCGGUCAAGGUCAAGCCCCUCAAGGUCAAGGUGACAACUGCACAGGUAGCCUGACCGUGUGGAUAGCGGAGCAGAUGCCGGGGUUGUCGCGAGCGGGAGACAUAUCGGGACACCUCAAGGACACCGGCUACUUUAUCAGCUACGGGUUGCCUAUGUUCAAGGACAUCCAAAACAUAGGCGGCUACCACAAACACGAACGCAAGGAGCUGACAGCCGCACGCCUUCUGUUACAACAGGGCAAGAAAACGUCACCGACCUCAAAACCAUGCUAGAACUGAUGAGAAGUCCCGACAUUUCACUCUUUGGUCGCGGCGACCUGCUCACAAUGGACGAGCUCACACGUCAAACCGACCUAUUCUACAACGAUUCUCUCCACUUCUUCCCCGCCCCAAACAAAACCCACCCGCACCUCAAUUCCCUCACCUCAAACGGCAACCAUAACCUCAAAAAAACCGGACAACUAGACCUCGGUCUCUACGCUUCCAACCCUAAAAAAAGUUUCCGCAACGUGUUCAAAAAAAUCAUCGCACUGAAAAAAUUACGUAAGGAACUGUCAACAACCAAAGAGGAUAAUGAGAGUAGUGCCAGUAGCGAUAGUGCGGAGACUGUACAGAGUGAGGAGGACAGACUGCAGGAGCGAAAUCGUACACCUCAUUCCUCGAAAACCCUGAAUGAUGCUCAGAAAGCUGACUUGACUGGGGUGAUAGAUUUCAAAGUUUUGUCGCACAAGGAUGAUGUUUUUCAUGCCGCCUCUGGGCCGUUAUACAGCAAGUACGGUGGUCAGAUAAUUAUCGAACCCUUCCAGUGGUCGAAAAGUCAGAUAAGCGAGCAUCCCCAUAACGGGCAUUCAGAUAUCUGGCAGUUUGAUCCUGUACAAACUGAGUGGGUUUGGUAGAAAAUUCGUCACAAAAAAUAAAAGUAGAAGAGAGUAAAAAAUUUGAAAAAAAUAGUGAGAAAGUUGUAGGGUUUUACAGUUUUACAAGAGUGGGCUGCAGUAUACAUUUGAGGAGACAGUCAAUUGGAAAAAGUAUUAUUUGAAAUGGAAUUCGAUAGAAAAUUCGUCACAAAAAAAAUAAACUCAGAUGAGAGUAAAAAAAUUGAAAAAUUAGUGAGAAAGUUGUAGAGUUUUACAGUUUUACAAGAGUGAGCUGCAGUAUACAUUUGAGGAGACAGUCAAUUGGAAAAAGUAUGAUUUGAAAUGGAAUUCGAUAGAAAAUUCGUCACAAUAAAAAUAAACGUAGAAGAAAGAAAUUUGUGAAAAUUUUGAAAAAAAAUAGUGAGAAAGUUGUGGAGUCUUACAGUUUCACAAGAGUGGGCUGCAGUAGGCUAUACAUUUGAGGAGACAGUUUAUUGUAAAUUGACAGAAAAUUAUGAUUUUAAAUGGAAUUCGAUAGAAACUUCGCCACAAAAAAUAAAAGUAGAAGAGAGUAAAAUAUUUGAAGAAUUAGUGAGAAAGUUGUAGAGUUUCACAAGGGUGGGCUGCAGUACCUACUAUACAUUUGAGGAGCUGCAGUAAAAGUAUGCUUGACAGAAAAAGUAUGAUUUAAAAUGGAAUUCGAGAGAAAAUUUGUGAGAGUACUGGAAGAAAAUGGGAGAAAUUAGUAGAAUUUCACUAGAGUGAACUUCAGUACAUUUGAGGAGACAGUAAUUUAAAAAAGUGUAAUUAUUAUUAAACGAAAAUCCCAAUUAAAUACUGUCAAUCACCCCGAAGACUUCUGCUUCUGCAAACAUUCAAUUGUAGUGAUUUACAGCAUUUAAUUGGGUUUUCGUUUAAUAAUAAUUAUUCAUUAAUUAGCAUUUCAACGAAUGCAACUUCCAACUCAUUUCUAUCUCUAAGAAAGUAGAGUUCGAACUAGGUUGUUGUGGAGAUCUAUAAAAGUGAGCUGAAGUAAAUUAUUGGAAAACGUAGAGUUUGAAAAAGUUGUGAAGAUUUACAAGAGUGAAAUGCAGUACUUUUGAGGAGAUAGAAAAUUGGAAAAGUAUAGUUUGAAAUAGUUCUGGAGAUUUACAAACAUUGAGAAUACUACACAAGUAUUAGAAAAAUAACGUCACCUCAACCUAGAUUUUGAUUUGGACUGUAGUUUAAAUUUGAAAAGGGACAGUUUUGGGCAUAAUCUAAGCAAGCUAUUGUGCCUUCUCACAUAAAUAUAAUAAUAUUGUACAUGACUGGAUAAAUAAAUAUUACAGUAGGCCUACACAACUAUUGAUAAUAUGGAGAAAUGAACUGCAGUGUAUAUUUGAGGAGACAG